CCAACAAAAACAUCAAUGGCUGCCACCCAGAAAACUCUCUUCAUUCUAGCCUACGCAAUACUCGAAUGGACCCUAAUCCUAAUGCUUCUUCUCAACUCUUUAUUCUCAUUUCUCAUCAGAAAAUUUGCUACUUACUACGCCCUUAAACCACCUUGCUUUUGGUGUUCCACCAUUGAUCAUCUGUUAGAACCAAACGACGACAUAAACCCAUUUCAUAAUCUAAUUUGUGAAGCACAUGCAACUGAGUUUAUGAACGUAUGCAGAAAUGGAAAGUGCUCGUAUACCAGCAUGAACUUCAAGGUGGAUUCUGUUGAUAAAUCAUCCCACAGUGCGUCAAAGAUCCAAUCAUCUCAUGAAGAAAACGAAAUGGUACAAGUCAUGGAUCUUUGUAUCUUGAAUACGAGUAGACACAUUCAAGUUUUUGACCAGAUUAUCCCUAUUGAGUGGACCGAUUCAUCAACCAGUUGUAGUAGAGGUUCAAGUUUAAAUGGAGACGAAAACAUGGUGAUCAAUGAUGAAGAUCAAGUCAAAAAAGAAGGCGAAUUCUUGCAAUCAUCUGGCUAUGAAAAUGAAGAAGAUGAAGAAAAUAAAGUUGCGACGAUUGAUGGUUUAAUGGCAGAAUUAAAAUCCGAAAGACUUGUUGUAUGUGGUUUAUACAUAGAACUAGAUGAAGAACGUAAUGCGUCUGCAAUAGCUGCAAACCAAGCAAUGGCGAUGAUAACCAGACUUCAAGAAGAUAAGGUAUCACUGCAGAUUGAAUCCAUGCAAAAUCAAAGGAUGAUGGAUGAACAAGCGGAAUACGAUAAGGAGGUUUUGCAGCUGUUAAACGAACUUGUUAUGAAGCUAGAGAAGGACAAGUUUGAGCUUGAAAACGAGCUUGAAAUGUACAAAGAGAGAUUCUUGAAUUAUGAUGGAAAGAAGAAGGCAAAAGUGAAGAGAAGAUCCAUUACCAAGAAGUGUUUAGAUGACACUAAUGUUGUGGAUUUAAAGAAUUCGAAGACACUUGAGGAAUCUGUUGUAGAGUUCGAUGUUGAGAGGCUAUGGAUUCUAGAUAAGCUUGGGGAGCUUGAUGAGACGCUAAUGAUGUUGACUGAUGAUCGAGAUGAGGGUCUUCAUGGGAAAGCAAGUUUCGAAAGAGAACGUCUCUCUUAUAAGGGAAAUUUAUUUCUUGGUGUCUUUGAUAUAGAGAGUAUUGAUGAAGGUGAUGAGGCAUCUCAUUCCGUUUGGCCCAUUCAAGAAAAUAUUAAGAAAAAAGGAGAUACUAAGGAAGUUGAAGUAUGA
Messenger RNA from Lactuca virosa, 1281 nucleotides. The record is from the annotation of a GenBank genome assembly. NCBI's taxonomy places the organism in Eukaryota, Viridiplantae, Streptophyta, Magnoliopsida, Asterales, Asteraceae.